AUGGCCGACUUCAUCGAGCUCAGCGACUCCUCGGAUGAAGAGAAUCAAACCUUCGACACCACAAACUGGAUCGGCAAGGGAAAGACGUACAAUUCCCUCUCUGCUCCUCCUGGUCUUCGCCACUAUAUCAAGAGACAACUCGCUAUUCCUCCUGUCUUCGAGCGUUACCUUCCUGCAGAGAACUUAUCGUGCUCAGAGUUCAUUCAGUGGGGACCACCUGCAAAGCUCUGCUACGAUCUGGUGUCGAGUGCGGCGCCGAUCUUUUCCAAAUGCGAGCCCAAUGGGGCCGUUCGGCACUUCCUAGGCGAUAACCGACAGCUCCCUCCUCUCGUUGUCUUGAAAGACGCCGAGAAACGUGUCCGCCAGGCUAUCGUGGAUGGGUAUCGAUCUUUCAGUGACACCCGUUACAACGAAACCUACCUUCCCCUAUGGGCCAUCCCAUUCUGCCGGCGAGUCUACGAGUCGCGCACGAUGCAGGUUGAAGUAGAGCGGGCCAGUGAUUGGCUCACUCGUCUUCAUAACAAGUCGAAUGCAGCUGACCAUGCGCUGGUUGUGCAAGCACGGCAACUGCACUCACGUCUGCCUCGGUGUGGUAGCCCUUACAAGGGGGGAGUCGGCGUCGAGAAGCUCCUUCCACUCCUGCGGAGCUGUAUGAUCACCGACAACCUCGUUGAUGUGCUGGUUCGGUGGUCAAUAGACGAGGCAAAGGCGCGAAGAGUAUCGAGCACGUACAAGGGUCAUGGGAUGGAGGUUUGGGCGGCGAUCAACAAAGCGAAGCAGGAGUCGUACUGGAGCGACGAUAACCGCGUAGAUCCCCAAUUCAUGCUAACGAUCGAGAAGGCGUUGAAGGUCCCGUCGGGUGCGAAGGGCGAGAACAUCAUUUUCCCCAUCUAUCAGUCUUUCAGCGCACAGGACGAGGAUGACUAUGGCCACUUCUUACUCGCCGAGAUCAAACCGGACAGCAGGACAUUCACACUGGACGAUGGCGCCACAGAUGCUGUUUCCCAGCUGCAGGACGACGAGACAGACGACGAAGCCGAGUUCCCUCUUCGUCUCUCGGAUUACGUCGCAAAAAGCAACUCCAUAGAGGCGAUACCCACUGCAGUACCACCUGUCAACACUAGCUAUCCUCAGCCCAUAACCUCUCCUUCGCCGCCAGCACGACCUGACUCGCAGUCGCAGACAGCACGACCUGACUCGCAGUCGCAGAAAGGUGCCGAGACGUCAGCUGUGCUACAUUCGAUGGCGCAGGGAAAGCGCACCUUCGAUGUGGCCAAUAACGCAGAGGGCGACAAGGGCAUUGUCAACCCAGGUCCAGCAUCGCCGUCCAAGAAGCGUCGCAAGGCUGCAACACGAGGGAGGCCAAGAGAGGUCAUCGAUGUCGCCGAGUUCGAAGACGCAGAUGGUCGGCUACCAUGGAUCCGGUACGACAAUGAUGGUCGGAAAUCAACAAGCGGCAAUGGUCGCUCGCAGGUGGCAGCUCGGAAACGCCAGUUCCUCGUCGAAGCCGGACUCAAGUCGAAUGAAAGCGCGCGUGAUGCGUUCCGUGACAAGAUUCUCGCGCUCGAUGCGGAUGCGAGCUUUGACCCCAACGACGAUCGUCGGGUCAAGCAUUCGCUCUGCGGAGUUUGGAUAUCUUGCGCUCUCAAUAGACCAGAGCAAUUUCGACGACAUGCUGGUCUGUGCGAUGGCGCGUCACCGACAUACGGCAUGGCCGUGCUAGCGCCUGAUCCCUCCUCCGCUGUCACCCUGACCGAGUAUCCUUGUCCCGGUGGAGGCGGUGCGCGUCCUCGCUACAAGAUAGUCCGGUCCCAGUAUCCGGGAUACGGGCAUGGGAGUUUCAAACUCCUCUCUCAGGACGAGCAGCUCGUCGUACUGCGAAUUGAGGAGGGGGAGUUUGAAUGGACUCUGGAACGCCAUCUAUCCGCCGUUCGCUCUGCAUCAUGCAAGAGGCCUAUCAUACACGCCUCGCCCUCACUCGCAGCUAACAAAGUUCCUCCCUGCAUCGACUGCAAGGCUCUGCGCAAGCUUCCUGCUUUCAAGGUAGCACGUUCCCGUCGCUUCUCCACCAACCCCGCCAACGCAAAGUAUGCUCCGCUCUCAAUGCAACAUGAGCUUGUGGCAUCUACGAAGAAACACGCUGUCCAACGUGGCUUCUUUCAUAUCUUGCAGGAGUUCGAGAAGACGAAAGGGGAUCGCUCUAUCUUUGUCACCUUCGCAGAUUGUGCUCUUCAGGGUGGUUUCAAGGGUCGCGAGACAUUCAUAGGGCUCAUAGAGCACGAGGUCCAGAUUCAGAAGUUGAUCUCGGACGGCAAGAGCAAGACAGGUUUCCGAUGGUCGCCAUCUGUGAAGGACUGGGCUCAUCGUAUUCAUAUCAUGAGCCCGAGUGCAUUCAUUGCCGUGCAAGGUGUAUUCAAUCUGCCCACCCCACGCACAUUUCAGUCAGCAUCUAUCUUCGCCUUUUGUGGUACUAUGCACUCAUCGCUGUACAGAAACGAGCGCGCACGACAGCCACGUUUUCCCAUCGGUAUAGAUCGCGUGAGGACACCAUUGCUGCUCAAAGAAGCGUUGGCGAAGCUCUCUUUCGAUGGUCCUGUGCAUCUUGCAGAGGACGAUACCGACAUUACUGCAUCUCUCGACGCAUUCUGGAGCGUAGAGAAAGACGCAUACAUCCUGGUUGGCACCCCGGGUGAGCCACCUAUCCUCCCAGAUCCCGACAUCCUCCGGAAGGCAAUCCAAGAAGGUGCAUAUGCCAAGGCAUCACAUGUACGUACUUCGAGGAAGCUCCCAUUCACGUUCUCACGUAUCCAUGAUCAGCUUCGCGUGUGGACAGCACAGAUUGCUUGUCCUGGUGUUCCUGGUAUUGUCGUGGCUGCCAUGCCCAUCGCAGCGACCAUCGACGCAAGCAGUCUUAUCGAGCACCAAGACGCACUGUUACAGAGCUUGUACUUGCACGACAUCGCAGUGUGCAGCAUGGCCGCCGAUGGAGCUCAGAAAGAGCGCUCAGUACAGCAUCAUUACGAGCACUCGGCGUUGCGCCGCCCCCUCGUGAUCCCGUAUCCUCCCGACCCCUCGGACGAGAAGCGCGCUCUACACGCCGAUAUCCCCCUUAUCAAGGAUGCGCUUGGACAUCUUCAUCCUCUCGCUCAAGUCACAGACCCGUCGCACGCUUUGAAGGUAUUCCGCUCGAACUGCACGAACGGGCACCUCCUUAUCACGGUCGGUGAAUACACCACGGGCUACCGGCAUUUCUUGCGUACGCAGGAAGAGGGCGGUCCGCUUCUCAGGCAUGAUGUGGUGAAGGCCGACAAACAGUCCGACAACACUGCCAUGGCGUGCUUCUCUUCGACGACUGCUCGUUGGAUGCACGCUAAUCGUCCGACUGAAACACGCGCCACAGUUGUCCUACUCGCCAUCUUGAGUGGCCUUGUCAAUGCGUACGAGAGCCGUGAGAUCACGAUGAUGGAACGGGUCGAGGCUGUCCUGCGCGCUUACUAUCUGAUGGAGAUCUGGAAGGACUUCUGUGUCUCAAUGGACUACCCACGCAAACACCAUCUCAUGUCUGCGCAAGCACUCGACGUCGCCCGCCUUCUUGUGAAUGGGCUUCUACAGCUCAUCAUGAUCUUUUGCGAUGACUUUGACGGGAAGUAUCCGCUACUUCCGUGGCUUGUCGGUACACGUAACGCCGAAUUAACAUUCAGCGAGACUCGAGGCAUUGUGAAGGACUUUACCGCACUCGACUUCCUAUAUGCUGUUCCCAAGCUCUUUGUCAAGCUUCGGCAAAGGAUCGCGGGCAUCGAGCGCCAUUCCACAUGUCGUUCUAAUGGCUACAAUCACGGCCUCGCACACAAUACACCAUUGUCCCCUCAGGUUCUCGCUCGCUGCUUCGAGCUGCCGUCGCAGUUUGAGAUCCUAGAGGCCGCACCGCGCGUAUACUCCCAAGCAGCCAGCAUAGCCGAGAUGUUGUCCAUCAACGUCGCUUUGCUGGAGCGUGCGGAGUACAGAACUACGGCGUGGCCUUGGAUUCUUGGCGAGGCAGAUCGCGGUUGGGGAUCUGCCUUCAUUGAAGAUGAAGCUGACGAUGCGGACUACGACUGUGAUGCAGACAGCGACGGCGGAGACGAUGCGAGCUCCUCAGACGAAGAAGGUCUGUCACAUGCAGAACUGCACGCACUCGCUCAAGAGGCCGAAGCGGCGACGGCGGCAUCCGAAGACCAGACCGAGCAGCUACACGCGCUUGCCUACGCGGCCGUCGUACUUAGCGCGGAACAAGAUACAAUGAUGGAGAGUCUUCCUGACAUGUCCGACGACAUGUGGCAGCAGGAUGCCCUGUCCGUCUCGGCUGUCCUAUCAGGCCGGGAAGUCUCAACAGUACUCGGAGCUAGUCUGGCCAACCGAUUACCAGCUGUGGAAGUUCCCGGCGAGCGUGCGACACCAUCUCUUUUCAACAUCGGCCACCUACUCGACCUCCACCAGCAUCUGGAGUCCGAGCACACGAGACGUGUUGUUCGCAAACGUACGGUCAAUGACGGCACUGGAAGACCCACAGUAGAAGGAGAUGUGGGAAUCCGGCGACGGCGUGCCGCUCUCGGCAAGCUGUAUCGUGGAAUUCUCUCGGAGAUGCAGGGACAUCACGCCAGCCAAGGGAUGGCUCGGAAGGCACGCUUGACUGGCAAGUCAGAAGCUGGCAAUACGCAAAACGCCACUGUGACGGCUGGGGUUCGAGCGGGCGCGCCUGCGGAACCACAAGACCCGCUCUGCUGGGCUUUGAUAUUCUACCGAGGUUACAUCUGUUUAUUCGAAAUUUCUGACGUCUACGCGAAGGGCGGUGGCAAGUCCGGGCGAUACGGGUUCGGAGAGCAGGUCAAGUCAAUCGCGGCGGCCACCCUCAUCUCUGGCAGGGUACACUUCCCAGAUCCCGCGAACGGGCGGAUAGGGCAGACAUUUCGGUAUCUUGUUCGCCCAGCACCGGGAGCUCUCCCCUAUCACCGACACAACGUCUCGCGAUAUGGCCACAUCAAGUCCUACGAGCUCCUCGUAGUGUUGUCAUCGCAGCCUUCGGUCGAUGCUUAUUAUGUCACCCUGCAUCGCGCCGAUGAGCCGUACGCACGCGCACUGGAGGGGAAGGAGGCCUUCGUCGCCGAAGCACUGAAGGACAUGAAUAGGCGACAAGACCCGACGGCGGGCGAAGACGAUGGUAGUGCUGGCGAGGGCUAA
Messenger RNA from Peniophora sp. CBMAI 1063, 5217 nucleotides. The record is from the annotation of a GenBank genome assembly. Lineage: Eukaryota; Fungi; Basidiomycota; Agaricomycetes; Russulales; Peniophoraceae.